This is a messenger RNA of Striga asiatica, 1900 nucleotides long. The record is from the annotation of a GenBank genome assembly. Lineage: Eukaryota; Viridiplantae; Streptophyta; Magnoliopsida; Lamiales; Orobanchaceae.
GUACAGCAACUAAGGACACAUGGAUAGUGACUAGUGAUGUCUUCUAGGUGAUGGCAAUUCCAACUUGUCUUCUUCGCCAUCAAUUAUCUCAUCAUUUGAUUGGUCUUCCAGCAGAUGGCAAUUCUAACUUGUCUUUCUUCGCUUAAUAAUUGUGUCAUGCAUUUAAAUUUCCUUUGAUGGUUUUGGUAGAAUAUAUAUUGCAAGCUGGUGAUUCAUAAAAAAAUUAGAAUGUAAAACAAGCAGAGGAACAAAGAAUGGCUGGCGAAGAACAAGUGGAUGCUUCGAGUUUGCUGCAGAAAGAUUACUACUUCGAUGAUUGCCCAGGAUGUAAGGUGGAUCAGCGUAAAGAAUUACAAAGAGGGCUGCCCAUUAAACAAGUUCUCACUGUAAGGGAUUUUCGCAUUGCAGAACAAGAAGAAGAUAUUGGUUAUUAUGCUGGUUUUAUAGGUUCCACCUUUAUGCUUGGAAGAGCUUUGACAUCUGUCUUUUGGGGAUCAAUUGCUGAUAGAUAUGGCCGCAAGCCUGUAAUAAUUAUAGGCACUACCACAAUCGUUAUAGUCAAUACUCUCUUUGGGCUCAGUAUAAACUUUUGGAUGGCCAUCAUCACAAGGUUUCUUCUUGGAAGUUUGAAUGGUUUACUUGGACCUAUAAAGGCAUAUGCGUGUGAAGCAGUUCGUGAGGAACAUCAGUCUCUAGGAUUAUCAGCAGUCAGUACAGCAUGGGGAACAGGAUUAAUUAUUGGACCAGCUUUGGGAGGCUUUCUUGCUCAGCCGGCAGAGAAAUUCCCUGGAAUUUUUGCACAAGAAUCUUUGUUUGGCAGAUUCCCCUACCUCUUGCCCUGUCUAGUGAUUUCACUCUUCGCCGCCAUUGUGACAGUUGUUUGCUACUGGAUCCCGGAAACCUUGCACACACACAACUCAACAAAUGUAUCAUCCCAAAGUUGUUAUGCUACUUUGGAGUCUGGGAAUGAAGAGAAGAUGGGUGAAAACAAAAAUACUCCUAACCAAAGCCUACUUAAGAACUGGCCCCUCAUGUCGUCCAUCAUUGUAUAUUGCAUUUUCUCACUUCAUGAUAUGGCUUACACUGAGAUAUUUUCAUUAUGGGCUGAGAGCCCCAGAAGACUUGGAGGCUUAGGCUAUACAACUGAGGGUGUUGGCACAGUUCUUACCAUCUCAGGAGUUGGGCUGUUAGUCUUUCAAUCUUCGUUAUACCCAGUGGUGGAGAAAAUCAUUGGUCCUGUCUUACUUUCUCGAAUAUUAGGAAUCUCCAUUGUGACGGGGCUGUUCAUUUUACAAAAUAGAGCCGUGGAUCAACACCAAAGAGGGGCGGCCAACGGCAUAGCCAUGACCAUGAUGUCACUUUUCAAAGCAGCUGGUCCAUCAGGAGGUGGAACAUUAUUCUCUUGGGGACAAAAGCGCUCUAAUGCGGAUUUCCUUCCAGGCGAUCAAAUGGUUUUCCUUGUCCUGAACGUGAUUGAGGCAACUGGAGUUAUUCUGACGUUCAAACCAUUUUUGGUCGAAAGGCAUAAUAAUUGAGUAAUAAACUGAGAAUGUUUGUUAUUGUUUAGCUGCCCGAUGUAGUAUUUGGCAGUUACAUUCUAUGUAAAGAUGGCAAUGGCAGAAUUUCAUUUUUUGUCCAUUAUAUUGGCCAUUUUUAGAAAAGAUCCAACAUUUUGGCAGACAUCAAACUUAGUACUAUAAGUUGAAAAAUUCAUCAUAUUUGGUCCAUUAAUCAGGUAAUCCGGAUAAUUUACCUACGUGUAAUGAUUGGUAUUUUCCACGUCAUUUUUCGAGCCAAAUUAAUUUUCAGGUGGCGAUGACUGGACGAAUGCCAGUGUAGACAAAAUUUCAUUUUUGGUCCAUUAUAUUAGUCAUUUUCCAAUAAAGAUCCAACAUUUUCG